AUGUCUAUGGAUCAUGUUUACUACCAGCAGCCAACCACUCCACCAGGCAUUCCCUAUGAGGAUUACCACCUUGGCUCCGCUAAUAGUCGCAACGCCUCUACUUCCUCCCUUUAUUCGGGUGAAUCUUCCCCUUGGUCCACUAUGACGGGGAACACUAGCCCAGGUACUUCGCCGACUCGGCAUCACCAUGGCCCGGCCCUUUUGCCUAAGAUCCGCCCUCAGGAUGUGGUCAUUGAGCCCAUUUCUGCUGGUGGCCCUCUUAGAAGCCGUCGCAUUUUGUCCAACACCCGGAACCCCCCAGGUUUUGUUCCUUACGCCUCUAGUAGACCUUCUAUACAGCGAAACCACCGAGUUGAAGCAUUGGAGCGCUUGCCGUUGGCAUUGCCAGGCUCCCCAAUUGUCACCAAUGGUCCUCAUAGUGCAACUAUUCCGCUUGGUCCCUCUGCAUUGGCGUCGCCUGUGGCUAUUACUUCUUCCCACAGACGUAGAGCUUCCAUGGGACAUGCUCGCUCCGCUUCAACCUCUAACAUUGAUGAAGCUACUUUGAACCGAUAUGGAUAUCCGACCUAUCGAUCACUCCCAAAGUAUGUGCCGCAUAUGCAAGCACAGAUGCAAGCUCAUUCUCAGGCUCAAGCCCAAGUUCAUGCGCAGACUACUCCGAACACGCCGGUCACGCCCGUGACUCCAAACAUCGUGGUCUACCCAUCUCACCCACAGCAAGCCAGAGUAGAAACACCACAGCUUACCCCAGUUCGUACGCAAUGCCACCCAUUGACUGUACCUACUUCCCAAUUCUGCUACAGUCCAGUGCAUGGACCUCAGAGAUCACCGGUCCACAUGAUGAGUCCUCGGGAAGAUCUCAACCCCCCAUCUACCACCCUGCUUUCGUACUUGACGGCGCCAACCCAGGCGAUCAACCUAGUCCGCAACGUUAGCGUGAUCCCUACUCGUGGCAUGCAUGACUAUUUCUGGUGGGACAUCCGCAAUCUUCGCAACUGGACUUCAUUCUCCUUCGCCACUUUUGACACGUUCAGUGGACUCACCAAGCUGCUAACCACUGAGCUACCUGGAAUCCUUACCCCUCCAGUGAUGGUGGCUCCUUCGCGUCUAGCACCAGAAUCCGAGUCCAGUCUUGUCUCUCUAAUUCGGGAUCUCUACGCACCUCGCGUCAACGCAGCACUAGCUGUUUCCCAAGGCCCAGACCAUAUCCAACUUUACGCUGCCCCAGACAUCCGCCACACAGGUCACAAAAACCACGGCCACCCACACUUCCUAGCCAACUACACCACGGACACAGAAUGCACCAGUGCCGGUCUCACUCGAGGACGCAUGGUGGGAAUCGUCAAGAGCUUCGAUCGCUGGAACUCCGGAAUGCGCAACGAAGCACCCCACCGCCGCGUCGAAUACCUAAACGGUCUAGCCCAUCUCCAGCGCUGCAUGCGCGAGCACUCCUGCCGCUACGGCUUCAUCAUAACGGAGAUAGAGCUCGUCUGUGUCCGAGCAGGCUGCGACAGUGGCUGCGACAUCCCAUACUUUGGAUACCUUGAAGUCGCAGCACCAAUCCCACUCAAAACAUCCAUGCCAUCUUCACAGCCGUCUGCACUCGCAACACCCAUCUCUGCACGAUCAUUCUCAUCAUCUUCCCACAGCUCGUCUUCUCACUCUGAAAACUCGACUCCGAUAUUCGACCCAGAAUCAAAGGAAGAUCUACUAUCUACCCCCAUGACAGCAAGCAUGGCACUCUACUUCGUGCUUAUGCUAGCAAAAUCCGUCCCAUUGCCUAAUCAGCCACCCGCCCACCUCAACGUCGGCGGGCCAGGAGCCCUAACACGACAGCGUAUUCUUCAACAGCCGAAAGAUAAAUGGAUUCCCGAACCACAGAUUGGCGAACGUCGCGAUGCGAAGCGCGUUCGUGGUUGGGUCUGGCCGCAGGAUGCUUGGCAUCGUCGGGAAGGAGGAGGCCGAGUGGCAGGUUCAACAAAAAAUGCCGAUAUCAAAGCAAAGAAGCAGCGUCAUUGA
Messenger RNA from Penicillium angulare, 2019 nucleotides. RefSeq lists its product as uncharacterized. The coding region runs from base 1 to 2019 and encodes 672 amino acids. The record is from RefSeq and is a predicted model, not a curated record. Lineage: Eukaryota; Fungi; Ascomycota; Eurotiomycetes; Eurotiales; Aspergillaceae. The transcript has a single exon.